ACGAACCACGUGGUGAAAAUUUCAAAAAUUAAUUUAAUAUAAAACUCAAAGUAACUCCAAUAGCAACCUGCAAUCAUCAUCCCGGUGUCAACAUGGAUAUCGAGCAGCUCUUGCUCAGCUUCAUGCUUCUAAUCACUGAUUUCCAUCGAAUUUCCUGUCUCUUUGUUACUGACAUCAAUGUGCCGGAAAUUGUUGAUUUUCGCGAUAAUGUCACGUUAUCCUGCAGUUAUGAUAUGAGUGGACAUACGUUGAAUUCCGUAAAAUGGUAUAAGGAUAAAAUGGAAUUUUUCAGAUACUCACCGAUGAUGCAUCCGGUGUACAUGAAAUUUCCCGUUGUCGGCAUACAAGUGCAAGAUGGAAAAUAUUUCUGCAACGAAUCGACGUGUCGCGUAGAUUUGAGCUUAAUCGGCGCCAAAUCCACCGGAACGUAUAAAUGUGAGGUAUCUGGCGAUGCGCCACAUUUCAAAUUGGCGGCAAAGGCGGAUAAUAUGACUGUAGCAGCGCUGCCUCAGAGUGACCCGCUGAUCGAAAGUUUCAAUUCAAUGUAUCGCAUGGAGGAGCUGCUCAGCGCCACUUGUAGCUCAGACUACUCCAGUUUGCCGACACGACUGACAUGGUACAUCAAUGGUGAACAGGCUUCACUCGGUGAACUGCAGCCCAGCAUUGACACCAGCAUUCCGGCGCACGAUUAUAUUUUACGGCGGCAAAAGCUUCAGGUACGCUUCUAUUUGAGCGGACCACGCUUUUAUCACGCUGGCAAGAAUCUGGAGUUGAAAUGUGUGGCGGAAAUUGAAAAUUUCCCGGAACUGAAGCGUGAAACCUCACUGAAUGCAGCAAUCACACAUUAUGACAAUUUGAACAAUCAGAUGCUGAUACACGCGGGUAGCGGCGUGAGCGGUGCAGCGAAUGUAACACCCCAUCACAACACACUACAAAUUAUUUCCAUAUUAUUCGCGAUAUGUUUCCUGGUCAACAGCGCAUUGUUUUCCUUAUGAUCUGCUUGCAAUAGCGUAAACAUAAACAACCAACAAAAACAACUGGGCAUCUACCAGAGACAGCAAAUGGAAUUGGCCGCACCAAAAACAACAGCAACUGUGAGAGUGUGUCAAAUAAGUCAAGCUUUGAAGACAGUCACCAUAACUGCGUCUACUAUAUCACAUUAGUUAGUUAGAUUUAACCAAUUAUGAUGUAAAUAAAAAGUAUUAAAAGUAAAAUUAUAAACUCAUAACAGAAGUAAAAGUGGAAUGAAAAUCACCAACAAAAGAGCUUUGCUCGCAAAAAGUUAUAUUAUAAAGUUAGAAUAAAAUGUAAAAUAAUU
Molecule: messenger RNA, 1318 nt
Organism: Ceratitis capitata (Mediterranean fruit fly)
Lineage: Eukaryota; Metazoa; Arthropoda; Insecta; Diptera; Tephritidae
Gene: beat-Va
Exons: 6
Coding region: 93-995 (300 amino acids)
Source: RefSeq, a predicted model, not a curated record